Molecule: messenger RNA, 1387 nt
Organism: Paramormyrops kingsleyae
Lineage: Eukaryota; Metazoa; Chordata; Actinopteri; Osteoglossiformes; Mormyridae
Product: protein EOLA1
Source: RefSeq, a predicted model, not a curated record
GCGCUAAGUCCAGUUGAAUGUGGAUGUUUUGUGGAACUUCCGCUGUCCGGAUAUUCACUCUGAUCACGCACGACUUACAGGUCACACCAGUUAUGCUAACGGUUAGCAUUCGCGGUCUAAAUUUACCGACACGUAGCUGCCUUUUUCGAAUUUAAUUUUAAAGAAUUCCUGGGUUAUAUAAUCCAUGAAACUAGCGACCUGAAAGUUUGCCUUCCGUGUGAAAAGAAAGUAAGCUUUUCGGCUGUUAACGACAGACACGCUUUUAAACACAAAGUUUAAUAGUACAGUAUCUGCCAGAUCAGUUCGUUCGCGUUUGUUGAUAAGUGUUUGUAUAGUCGAUGAAUAGAAGCUGAACGUUAAGCACCGCGUCUCCAGCACGAUCAUGACGCUUCAGGUAGGGUGCCUGUCUUUCCGGCAGCCCUACGCGGGCUUGGUGUUGAAUGGCGUGAAGACCAUUGAAACGCGAUGGCGGCCUCUGCUGUCGGGGCUGAAUAACUGCACCCUAGCGGUUCAUAUCGCGCAGAAGGACUGGGAGGGCGACGAAUGGAGGGAUGUGCUCAGGGACUCCAUCGGCAUGAGCGAGCGGCAGAUAGAAGAGCUCCUAGUGUCCGGCGAAAGGUUUGGCCGGGGAGUGGUGGCAGGAUUGGUGGAAGUCGGGGAAACCUGGGUGUGUCCUAAUGAUGUAUCCAGGGAGGAGCUUGGGCAGCUGGAAAAGGCGGCUGUGCUGAUUGGACUGGAAGAAAAGCACCUGACUCAUCUGUCCAAUCCACGAUGGCUGAGAGAGCCACUGUAUACCCGUGGCCACAAAGACAUUUGGACAGUGGACAUUCCGCUGCAUCUCCUGUCAGGUUCCCUGUCUGACUGAAGCUGGGUUACACUGCAUAUUAGGGUUAAUAUGAACUUUAUUGAUCCGAGGGUGAUAUUCUGGAAAAUCAGCUUUUUGGGCAACCUUUCAUAUCAUGACAGCAGCGUGUCUCGGACUGGGCUAUUGGGCUGAAUCCCUGGAUAUUUUCUCUACAGUCCCCAGCCAGUCCUGCUGGCGGUAGGUUACUGGGGCAUGGCAUCAGUAACAUUACUAUCACAUUACUAUCACAUACUUCCCAUUAAUCUAUUUAACUAGUGGAGUCGUUGUCAUGGUAAUAUCUAUGUAAUAAUAAUUGUCUUUGUAAAUUUGCAGAUGAGCUCCUGCACUGAUGUUGAAUACUUAGGAAGUACAUGACUGCUGUUCUCUCCUCAAUGAAGUUGUAAUGAAAAGCGGAUGAUAAGAUAGAACAGAGUAUUUGUGGGGGGGGGGCAUGUGGACGGCAUGUGGACAGCAUGUGGGCUGAGCCCCUGACCUCAAUACGCUCUCGACACACCCCUGAAAAUAAUCAUUUAUGAAUUUUUA